Molecule: messenger RNA, 1212 nt
Organism: Aspergillus caelatus
Lineage: Eukaryota; Fungi; Ascomycota; Eurotiomycetes; Eurotiales; Aspergillaceae
Product: agmatinase
Exons: 4
Coding region: 1-1212 (403 amino acids)
Molecular function (GO): metal ion binding; agmatinase activity
Source: RefSeq, a predicted model, not a curated record
AUGAGUCCUGGGGGAGUCGCCAUCGCCUGGCCAGCAUUGUUGCCACUGACGGCCGCCCUUGUAGUUCCGUAUGAAGUGGCUCAGCAACCAUUAAUUGGCUCCUCAUCAUCGUCGUUCAUUGAGAGCAGCAUAUUUGGGAAGGCUCGCCAUAUGAGGCUGCUGGGAGCCCAAGAUCAGUUUCACAUGGAGAAUGAUUUCAGCACGCCAUACAGCGGGAUUGCAACAUUUGCACACCUCAACUGGACCAACUGUUUUGACCCCUCGGCUGAUGAAUCUUUUGACAUCGGGAUUGUUGGGGCUCCCUUUGAUCUGGGUGUGACCUAUCGACCGGGAGAACGGUUCGGACCGUCGGCGGUUCGAUCUGGAUCGCAGAGACUGGAACCUGGCUUCGCAUACAGUAUGGAUCAUGGCGUUAAUCCGUUCCUCAAUUGGGCUGCGGUGGUGGACUGUGGAGAUAUCUCCAACACGCCCUUCGACAAGCUCGAGGCCAUCCAACAACUGGAGGCAGGCUGGAAAUCGAUCGGAUCCAGAAAACCUCGAAACUCGCAAAAGGCAGAUCAUGUCAGAUUACUCUCCUUUGGCGGAGACCACACAAUCACCCUGCCCGCACUUCGGGCAUUGAAUCCAAUCUGGGGUAAAGUCGCUAUUCUACAUUUUGACUCCCAUUUAGACACAUGGGACCCAAGACAGCUGGGUGGAGGCUUGACCAAAUACUCGGAGGUGACGCAUGGGAGCAUGCUUCAUAUUGCUCACGAAGAGGGCCUGCUGCUCGAACAGGGUAACAUGCACCUAGGAUCCAGGUCUAUGCUGAUGGAUCAGAACUAUGAUCUCAACAACGAUGCCCGGUGUGGUUUUACACACAUACGUGCCCGACUGAUUGAUGAGCUUGGCAUUGAGGGGAUUGUGAGUCGAAUUGUGGAAACCGUUGGCGACAACUUGGUCUAUGUAAGCAUCGACAUUGAUGCACUCGACCCUGCAUUUGCUCCUGGCACUGGAACCAUCGAACCAGGCGGCUGGACCACCCGCGAACUUCUGCAGAUUCUGAGCGGGCUGUCGAAAGCCAACCUACCAAUUGUCGGAGCAGAUAUUGUCGAGUUUGCGCCGGUCUAUGAUAACAAAGCGGAAACGACUGCGCUCACAGUCACUCAGCUUGCCUAUGAGCUUCUACAGUGGAUGAUACGAGUGCCGGUGAAAAUUCCCCGUGUUGAAUAA